UUUUUUUUUAAGUUAAGAUCUAACAUGUGGCAGAUUCUGAUUGGACAAGGAAAAAGUAAAGAAUGAUGAAAAAAAAAUUGGGAAUGUUUCUUUUUCGUCUGUCUCUUUCUCUUUCUCUCUCGCAUGCAACUGCAGAUGCGAUUCCGAUACUUCGUCUCUUCUCAAACUGCUCCAAAGAUGCAAAAAUUCUCUGUGUUUUGAUUUGUUGAUAAAAUUUCUGGGUAACACCAAGCUUUGGGUUUUGAGAAUAUGGAGACCUAGUCGAUGAGCCAGCGAAGGAAGGUGGUUCGGGUUCAAAAGGAUGCAAAAGCUCCGACGCGAGCGGCCCAAACGCCCAAAUUGGAGAAAUCAAGGAAAAAUUGCAAUCGGCCUCUUCAGCCACACCGCCACACACUGUGGCCAUCAGAUCGCCGAAAUCUAAAUUCCUGGCAAAUGUUUUUACGUUUUUUUGUGCUUAUUUCAUUUUUGAUUUCCCGUCCUUCUUCUUCGGCCAUGGGAGUAUUGUCUCUCUCAUGGCUCUCCAUCAUUGUCUGAUUAGUGUUUCCUUCGAUACCCAAUUUCGCAUUCGAUUUCUCGACUUUUUUUCGAGGCAAAUCAGAAAAUUGUUUCUUUUGGUUUGUUUGUUAGGGUAAAAGAGCACUCGAUCUAGUGUAAAGAGCUAAAUAUGAAUGUCAUCUGAUAAAUGAGCACCCGAUCUUGAGAAUUUGGCUUUCAAAAUCAUACAUUGUUAUAGCUUAUCUUGAUAUAUGGUCUCGUGGGAUGUGUGUGGGAUACAAGAGUAUAUUUGCUCCUAUAAAUUUGUUUGAAUCUACGCAUUUUGUAGUUGAGUAAGUCCUGGAAUGUUUGCAAAUAAAGCAAUUGCAAUUUAAUUACGUUAUCUAGCGGUUUCACGGAGAUUCUGUCUCUAACCAGGUGUGUUAGCUCCAUGAUAGAAACUUUCCAGAUAAAUGUGGAUGUCUAGAUUCAGUCAUUAGAGAGUCAUGAAGCCGAAAGCAGCGUGGGAACUUGAAUACCACAGAGUGUUCGUGGAAAUUUCCUUUGCAAAAGUGGUUUAUGGUCUUUGUCACUUUAUCAGCAACUCACAUUCUAAGACCUAUAUCAUUCUCACGAAAAGGUUUUUGAAAUUGUUUAAAAUCGUAUUUGGCAGUGGAAUCUCAACAGUUCAUGCUAUUUUUAUCUCGGCUAUGUCGCUGUACUUUGUCUUCUGGUCCGACCACUUUUCGGAUAGGUGGCACAACGAUCUUGUUGUUUUCAGGAGCUCACGGCUUUCCUCUCUUGGUUUAGGAUUAUCUAUUGGCUACUUCAUUGCUGAACAUGGGAUGAUCUUCUGGAAAUAUCCUUCUCUGGGUGGACUUGAGUAUGUAAGUAUCUAUUGGAUACUUCAUUGCUGAUUUCUCCCCAAAGAUAUGCAAAAUCCUCCCAAAUAUUCGGCUUGUUGAUGUUUUCACUUCCUGUAUAUCUAUUCGUAAACCUCUACACCGCUCAAUGGUAUCAAUGCAUAAAGAUAACUAAUGCUGAAGCUAAGAUGGAGAAUUUGUUGAGAAAUAAACUUGAUUUUGGAUCAAGUUAUAAUAAUUGGGCCAAAACCCAAUUAUACUUAAUCCAAAGUUCUAGAGUGUUCUCUAGAAAAAUCAAUACUUCCACCUCUUUAAAUGUUCUAGAAAAUUAUAGAAAAUAAAUAUCUAGAGAAAUCUCUAGAUAAUUGUAACAAAAUAAUCUAGAUAAUAUGGUAGAACCCUCUAGAUUUAGGAUUAAAAUAUUUUAGAUAUUUUGUACUUUGAAGACUAUAAAUAGCCAUCUCCUCUCUCAUGUGUAA
Messenger RNA from Thlaspi arvense, 1816 nucleotides. The record is from the annotation of a GenBank genome assembly. NCBI's taxonomy places the organism in Eukaryota, Viridiplantae, Streptophyta, Magnoliopsida, Brassicales, Brassicaceae.